Molecule: messenger RNA, 2320 nt
Organism: Emys orbicularis (European pond turtle)
Lineage: Eukaryota; Metazoa; Chordata; Testudines; Emydidae
Gene: THOC1
Product: THO complex subunit 1
Exons: 21
Coding region: 62-2032 (656 amino acids)
Biological process (GO): mRNA export from nucleus; regulation of DNA-templated transcription elongation; signal transduction
Cellular component (GO): THO complex part of transcription export complex
Molecular function (GO): protein binding
Source: RefSeq, a predicted model, not a curated record
AGGCGCUGAGCGAUGGCGUCAUAAACGCGAGCCGCACAGCGCCGGACCUGCAAGAGGGACGAUGUCGCCGCCGCUCUUCAGCCUUCCCGAGGCGCGGCUCCGCUUCACGAAUUCUACUCGAGAUGCUUUGACCAACAAAACUAUCAAACCCUUAUUGAAUGCAUUCAACCAGAUUCCUGGAAGUGAAAAUGAAAAGAAAUGCACCCUGGAUCAAUCUUUCAGAGUUGUUCUAGAAGAGGAAAUUAUAAACCAAGCUUCAUGUGAAAAUGUCUUGGCUAUUAUUUCUCUUGCUAUUAAUGGAGUUACAGAUGGUAUCUGCACAGCAUCAACCCCUUUUGUGCUUCUGGGAGAUGUUCUGGAUUGCCUGCCUUUGGAUCAGUGUGACAAAAUUUUUACCUUUGUCGAAAAAAAUGUCACUACAUGGAAAUCAAAUACGUUUUAUUCGGCUGGGAAGAAUUACUUGCUGAGAAUGUGCAAUGAUCUCCUAAGAAGAUUAUCUAAAUCACAAAACACAGUCUUCUGUGGAAGAAUUCAGCUAUUCCUGGCUAGAUUAUUUCCUCUUUCAGAGAAGUCAGGACUUAAUUUGCAAAGUCAGUUUAAUCUGGAAAAUGUCACAGUUUUCAAUACUAAUGAACAAGAGAGCACUCUGGGACAGAAGCACAUAGAGGAGAGAGAUGAAGGAAUGGAAGUAGAAGAAGGUGAAAUGGGAGAUGAUGAAGCUCCUACAAGUUGCUCCAUUCCAAUAGAUUACAACCUGUAUAGAAAAUUCUGGUCGCUUCAGGAUUACUUUAGGAAUCCUGUGCAGUGCUAUGAGAAGAUCUCGUGGAAGACAUUUCUUAAGUACUCAGAAGAAGUUUUGGCUGUUUUUAAAAGCUACAAAUUGGAUGACACGCAGGCCUCCAGAAAAAAGUUGGAAGAGCUAAAAACAGGGGGAGAACAUGUCUACUUUGCAAAGUUCUUAACUAGUGAAAAGCUAAUGGAUUUACAGCUGAGUGACAGUAACUUCCGCCGUCACAUCUUGCUGCAAUAUCUAAUACUAUUUCAGUAUCUAAAGGGACAAGUCAAAUUUAAAAGUUCAAACUACGUUCUAACUGAUGAACAGUCCCUCUGGAUUGAAGAUACUACAAAAUUGGUUUACCAGCUUCUUUCAGAAAACCCCCCAGAUGGGGAAAGAUUCUCAAAAAUGGUAGAGCAUAUAUUAAACACUGAAGAAAACUGGAACACCUGGAAAAAUGAAGGCUGCCCAAGUUUUGUGAAAGAAAGACCAUCAGAUUCCAAGCCAACAAGACUUGUGAGAAAGAGGCCAGCUCCAGAGGAUUUCCUAGGGAAAGGACCAAACAAAAAAAUUCUCAUGGGGAAUGAGGAGCUAACGCGGCUUUGGAAUUUAUGUCCGGACAACAUGGAAGCUUGUAAAUCUGAGACUAGGGAAUAUAUGCCAACACUGGAGGAGUUCUUCGAAGAGGCUAUUGAGCAGGCAGAUCCUGAAAACAUGGUUGAAAAUGAGUAUAAGGCUGUGAACAAUUCUAAUUAUGGCUGGAGAGCAUUAAGAUUACUAGCACGCAGAAGUCCCCACUUCUUCCAGCCAACCAAUCAACAAUUUAAGAGUUUACCAGAAUACUUAGAAAACAUGGUAAUCAAAUUAGCCAAGGAGUUGCCUCCUCCUUCUGAAGAAAUAAAAACAGGAGAGGAUGAAGAUGAGGAAGAUAAUGAUGCUUUAUUAAAGGAAAACAAUGAAAGUCCAGAUGUACAACGAGACAAACCCGUGACCGGGGGGCAAAUUGAAUCAUUUGCUAACAAGCUUGGAGAACAGUGGAAGACUCUGGCCCCCUACUUGGAAAUGAAGGACUCUGAUAUAAGACAGAUUGAGUCCGAUAGUGAGGAUGUGAAGAUGAGAGCUAAACAGCUGCUGGUUGCCUGGCAGGAUCAAGAGGGGAUACAUGCAACACCUGAGAAUCUGAUUACUGCAAUGAACAAAGCUGGAUUAAGUGAUCUUGCAGAAAGCCUAACUAAUGACACUGAAAACAGUAGUUAAUUUAUUUCAGAUUGCAACUUUUUUAUUAAAACAAUGGAUUAUUGUUGCUAGGUAACAGAUCUAACAUUUUGAUAGGGCAGCUUUAUGUUUAGUAAACAAAUAAAACCUUUCUAUAACCUUUAGUUUUCUAGAGUUCCCGAGAAGGAUUAGUAACAGUGAUCUAGAAAUAGCAACCCAGGCAUCAUCCUUAAAUUAUGAAAAUGUAGAAGGGGAGAGCCAAGGUUCAGUGGAGUUUUCUGUGGCACACACUGUAAUAGUUUAAUGGCUUGCUGUUUUUAGAGCCAUAGU